ACACCAUCCUGUGCAACCGUCCCUCCUUUAAUCAUAAGUCCAUUUCAUCGUCCCCCUCAUUACUAGCAGGUCUGCCUCCACGAUGAAAGCUACAGCUGUUAUCCUGCUGUUUUUGGUGAUUUUUGGAAUAACUGCAACACUUUGUGCAGGACGUAUAGGAGGACAAGGAGAGCGAUGUUUGUGCAAAGGGAAGCUCGCAAAGCGUGUCAAACCUCAAGAAAUUAAGAAAAUCGAACUAUUCCACAUGAGUGCUUCAUGUUCAAAGACUGAGAUCUUGAUCACACACAAGAAAGGAAAAAAGUUCUGCCUGGAUCCAAAUGGAAAGCAAGGAAUGAAGGUGUUGCAGAGCAAGAUGAGGCUUCACAGAGAGAAGAAGCCCAAAGCACACGGAGGAGGAAAGAAAAAGAAGCAGAAGAAGAGUCAGCAGCAACAGCAGCAGCAGCAGUGAGACAGCCUUGCAGAGCCAUGUACAUGCAGAGACAAUCCAUCAACAGUGAAAUACCAGCCGACAUUUAUCACACAUUAUUUUAUGUUAUAGACUUUAUCAAAAAAGAUGUAUUAGAACAUUAAAAAAAAACAUUUGAAAACAUAUAUUCAAGGUAUUAUACUAAUUCAUUCCUACUGUUAUGCGGUAGGUCAAAUUGAGCCAUUUUAAAAAUGCAGGUAAAAUAUUCUUCUUUUAAAUCCUUAACCUUAAUUAGUGUAAUAAACAUGUAAAUAGAAAUUGGAUUAAUUUUAUAUAUUUACAUUUUGUAUGUCCCCAUAUGUUUAUAUUACACAUAUACAGUGGUGCUUGAACGUUUGUGGACCCUUUAGAAUUUUCUAUAUUCAGGCUUAAAAACGACCUAAAACAUCAUCAAAAAUUUCACACUUCAACUCAAAUUUCAACUCAUCAGAGAACCCAUUUAAACAAAUGAGACAAAACCUGGUAACUUAUUGUACUUGGUCAUUUAUUUAUUGAGGUGAUCUUUAGUAAACUGCAGAUGAGCAGCAAUGUUUCUUUUUGGAGAACAGCACACCAUUGUCCUUCAGUGUUCUCUUGAUGAUUAACUCAUGAACAUUAACCUUAGCCAAUGUGACAGAGGCCUUCAGUUGCUUAUAAGUUACCUUGCGUCCUUUGUGACCUUGGCAACUAUUAUAUGCUUUGCUCUUUAAGUAAUCUUUGUUGGUCGACCACUCCUUGGGAGGGUAACAGUGGUCUUGUAUUUUCUUCAUUUGUACACUGUCAUCUGUCUGACUCUGGAUUGGUGGAGUCCAAACUCUUUUCCAGUCUGAUGAGCAUCAACAAAUCUUUUUCUGAGGUUUUUUGUAACAUUAUACACUUCCAAAAAAACGUGUUGCACAGAGCAGACUUUAAUAGAUCCCUGUUUUUUAAAUAGAACAGGCUCCGCCCACUCACACCUGAUUGUCAUCCCAUUGACUGAAAACAAACAAACUAACUAACUAACUAACUGCUAAUCCUAGAGGUGCAUAUAUGUUUGCCACCUACAAAUAUGUAAUAUUUGACAAUUUUCCUCAGUAAUAAAUAAGCAGGUAUAAUAUGUUUGUCUCAUUUUUUAAACUGGGUUCUCUUUAUCUAUUUUUAGGACUUCUGAUGAUGUUUUAGGUCAUAUUUUGCAGAAAAAUUUAAAAUUCUAAAUUGUUCACAAACUUUCAAACACCACAAUUCCAGUCAUUAACCCAGUAGAAACAAUAGAAGCUUCAAAGGACAAAAAUGUAACAUUUAGACCAAAACUAAGGGCAAUUGUUAAGAAUUGUUGUGAAUUAUCAGACACACUCAAUGGCUGAAAUUUGCAUUUAUUUAUUUACUGAAUAUUAAUUGAGUAGGAUAAAAAUAAUGAUUAUGGAGACAAAUUGACAUUUUAAUUAUGAAUCAGAACAAUAUUGCUGUUCCUUUUAGUUCAGAACAUAACAGAAAUGUUACAUGACGACAGUUCUGUAAAGGUUAAGAGCAGUAAGUUUGUUAAGUUUGUUUACUCUUGUAAAAGAAAAGGAAAAUGGAUAAGUCACAUAAAAAAAAGGGAAACUAAGACCCUUAUCAGCAAGAAGCCUGAUUUUCCCAGGCUUCAGUAUCAGAGUCUCGCUCUUUCUUACACACAUACACUCACUCACACACACACACACACACACACACACACACACACACACACACACACACACACACACACACUCCCACAGACACACACUGGAAUGUUGACAAAGACCAAAGACACACUAUUGGUGGAAGCUUUCUGCAUUUUGCUUAUUGCCUGUUACAACCUGUUACACAAGCAAACAGCCACUUUACUUGCCUUACUCUGCUUUACUCCGAGAUUAAUCAGGAUUUCAAGUAAUUUAGGACUUGUCCAGUUUGAUUUUUGCAUCAAAAAGAACAAAAAAAGAACUUUUAAAUGUCAUUUCAGUUUUUCUUUGGCAGCCAUCAUAAGUGUUGACUGAAAAUGGAAAUAAAAAGCUAUGCACAGAGACAGUAUAAAAAAUGUGUACCUCUUGUUUUUUAAAAAUAAAUUUGGAAAUUG
Molecule: messenger RNA, 2516 nt
Organism: Astyanax mexicanus (Mexican tetra)
Lineage: Eukaryota; Metazoa; Chordata; Actinopteri; Characiformes; Acestrorhamphidae
Gene: cxcl20
Product: chemokine (C-X-C motif) ligand 20
Exons: 4
Coding region: 83-448 (121 amino acids)
Biological process (GO): cellular response to lipopolysaccharide; inflammatory response; chemokine-mediated signaling pathway
Cellular component (GO): extracellular region
Molecular function (GO): CXCR chemokine receptor binding; chemokine activity
Source: RefSeq, a predicted model, not a curated record